Kwoniella mangroviensis CBS 8507 is the source of this 555-nucleotide messenger RNA. RefSeq lists its product as uncharacterized. Lineage: Eukaryota; Fungi; Basidiomycota; Tremellomycetes; Tremellales; Cryptococcaceae. The coding region runs from base 1 to 555 and encodes 184 amino acids. The record is from RefSeq and is a predicted model, not a curated record. The transcript has 3 exons.
AUGACAGAACCUUACUACAGAGUAUACUGGGGAAGAAACAUUGACAGAUCGGCAUUUCGAGUGGAGCACGCUAAAUCAGAGUCAGGGGACUGGACGUAUGCUUCUAGUUGCGGUUAUGAUCAAACUUCAAUGGAUGCCACCGCCCCUCGCAAUGCUGAUACCUUGGAAGAGUGUGGAGGGCGUGAGGGAUCUUCAAACCCAGCUGUCCCGACGACCAACAAGACCUCGACGGAAGAAGAUACCGAUAAAUCUCAUGAAGCGGAAGUAUUUAGAACUGAGCAUCGACAAGUCCAGGAUGAUGAACCGGGACAGACCAGUCUAGUGCCCUUUAGUCAGGUCGGCCAGACCGGUGUGGGCACUCAGACUGACCCAGCUCCCAGUGACUACACCCCACCUGGAGAUGGAAGCAAGCUCAUUGGACAUCCUGAGCUCGAAUCCUGGGUGAUUGCCAGUGGUUCCUCCGCUGACGAGUCCUCUACCAGUCCUGCGCCCGUUCCCAAUUGGUGGGAAACAACAUUUCGCAGUAUUUUCAGUAGAGGCUCCAAGGGCGAGUAG